Scomber japonicus (chub mackerel) is the source of this 3127-nucleotide messenger RNA. RefSeq names its product USP6 N-terminal like (gene usp6nl). Lineage: Eukaryota; Metazoa; Chordata; Actinopteri; Scombriformes; Scombridae. The record is from RefSeq and is a predicted model, not a curated record.
GGUUACGAUGGACCGCCUCUGCUCCGCCGCUCCUCUGCUUCCUGCCUCCCUGUGAGCAUGCAGGUCCUACAGAUCGUCAAGGAGCUGGUGUCUCCGUCCAGACGCAGGGCAGCCGCCAGAUUCGGAGCGUCUGAUACCGAGCAGGAUGCAGCGGUGAAACUUGAACAGGAGCGAGCUGAGAUAGUCGCCAAAUAUGACAAGGGAAAAGAGGCCACCGUGGAGCCGUAGGACACCAACUUCCACCUGUACAAAGUCAUUGACCGCUUCGGCUUCGUCCAUGAGAGUGAACUUCCGAGUCACUUCUCACUUCUCACGCAGCAAAAACACACGGAGGUGGAGCGGACUUCCAAAUGGCUGAAGAUGCUGAAGAGCUGGGACAAAUACAAGAACAGCGAAAAGCUGGUCAGGAGGGUCUACAAGGGAAUUCCCCUGCAGCUCCGAGGAGAGGUGUGGUGUCUGCUGCUCGAUAUUCCCAAAAUAAAGGAGGAGAAGAAAGACUUUUAUGAGAAGUUAAAGGCUCGAGCUCGAGGAGUCUCUCCAGACAUCCGUCAGAUCGACCUGGACGUGAACCGAACCUACAGAGAUCAUAUCAUGUUCAUGCAUCGCUACGACGUCAAGCAGCAGGCGCUCUUCCACGUCCUCACAGCCUACUCCAUGUACAACACUGAGGUGGGAUACUGUCAGGGUAUGAGUCAGAUCACUGCGCUGCUUCUCAUCUACAUGAACGAGGAAGACGCUUUCUGGGCUUUGGUCAAACUGCUGUCUGGGCAGAAACACGCGAUGCACGGGUUUUUUGUUCCCGGCUUCCCGAAGCUGAUGCGUUUCCAGGAGCAUCACGACCGCAUCCUGAAGAAGAUGAUGCCUAAACUCAAACAACACCUGGACAGCCAAGAGGUUUUCACCAGCCUCUACACCAUGAAGUGGUUCUUCCAGUGUUUCCUGGAUAGAACUCCGUUCACUCUCACUCUCAGGAUCUGGGACAUUUACAUCUUAGAGGGUGAAAGACUGCUGCCUUCCAUGUCCUACACUCUCCUCAAGCUGCACAAGAAGCACCUGCUGAAGUUGUCCAUGGAGGAGCUGGUGGAGUUCCUGCAGGUGACUCUGUCCAAAGAUUUCUUCUUCGAGGACGACUUCGUGGUGGAGCAGCUGCAGGCGUCCAUGACGGAGCUCAGGAAGGCCAAGCUGGAUCUGCCGGCUCCAGGUGAAGACGCAGAGUUCCCCAAGAAGCCUCUAGGGCAGCUUCCUCCUGAGCUGGCGUCAGUGGUGAACCACGUGGGUAACGGGCAGAGUCACGCCGAACCAGCCGAACCUCCCAGGGGGCCAAGUCCUGUACCGGAACGCCAUCGGUCGGACAGUCGCCCCCCGAGCAGGUCACGCCGGGACUCGCUGGAUAAACCGUUCCGCCACCACAAAGACAGGAGGGAUGUUCGCUCCAGGGGAUCGGGUGAGAUCCCCAAUGAUCAUCAAAGGCAGUCUACGUCCACCACGCCUGAGAGGGGGUCGACUCCAUCCUCAGCCACCACCCCUAUACCCCAGCUGACCCCGGUAGAUAGAGGGAAGUUUCAGAGCCACGCCACCGCCAACCACAACUCCAACGCGGCCUCCAGCUCUAGCAAAGAGAUCACUCCCCGCUGGUUCAAACCCUCCGAGACCAAGCUGGAAGCUGUGAAAGCGGCGGCGGCCCGCGAGACGCACCUGAGCCGAGGGGCGUCGCCGGCCCCCUCCAGUCCAGGUGACACCGCGAUGCCUCACCGCCGGCCACGCUCCAAGGGCUUCGUCCCCGGCUCCAACCGUGGCUCCAACGCCUCCCAGUAUGACAAUGUGCCGGGAGUGCCAGAGCAGGAUUUUGAGAUCCUUGAGCUUGAAAGACCUCCGUCCAGAAUGAGGACCCCUCGCAGUGAAACCCCCUUCAGCGUAUCAUCCCUCCAUCAGGGCAGCCCGAACCGUGGACCUAGCUUGGGUGGAAGCGUCGUCUCCGUCGCAUCAGGGCACAGGAUGGCCAAACACGGCCUUCCUCCGUUUUCCCACAACAAGCCAGCAGGUGUCCAGGCUGGUUACCAUGGCAGCCACAACCAGUACCAUACCCCUCCGCAGCAGCACUCCCCCGGUAGGACGACUACCGAGGUCCCCAUCUUCCAUCCGGCGUACAGCGUGAGCCUGGACCCCAGAGGCGACGACAGACACUAUGCUCCGCCCUCCCAAUUUUCGUCGCCCUCCAACAUGGGGUACAGGGAACACGCGUACGCCACCACCCAGCGGCACCCCAACAGCCUCUCCCCCGAGAAGGCGCUCAUGAACAACUCCUUCGCCACCUACCGCAGGCAGCCGCCACCCAGCUCCUCCACCCACAACCUCCGAAACGCCAGGCCUCCCCCGGGGGAGCACUCCCUGCAGCAGCUCGAUACCCAGGGGAGGUCCACCCCGAUCUACCUGCAACAGCUCACCUCCGCCACGCAGGUGUACAACGCCCCAGACUAUAGGUUCGAGGGGCUUCGGAGAGGCGAUCAGAACAUGCAGUACCUCCAGCAGGAAGCAGGGGGGCAACGGCGAGCUGUAGACGGGAUCGCGUGGCCGCCGGAAGAUGAGCUACUCCCUCAAUCCCCAGGUGGGAUGCCCCGCUCGCCCAGCUUCCAGCGAGCCCAAAUGUCCCCCGUGCAGGAGUUCACGUUCCCCCCGGACCCCAACAACCUGCUCCACUACAGGACACAGUUACAGGAGCAGCAGCCCGUCAUAAGGCAACAGCUCCCCCAGCUGUUCGGCGGACCACACUACAGGCACGCACAGGAGGCGUUUGCCCUGCAGGAGUCCAUGCUGCUGUGAUUGGAUGAUUUUAAAAAAAUGAAUAAAAUAAAAGGCGAGACACUGUAAAAAAAAAAAAAAAAAAAUGAAAUACUGAAGUGUAGUCACUGACACUGUGGUAAAAAAGGUGAGCAGUAGUCCUACUUUUUGUUAGGAUCCUGGUUUUCUUUCUUUCUGCUCUGCCGUCUCCUUUCGUUUCUCUACGUGUGAAAGUACCGACUGUCACACUUGCAUCGUAACGUUGCAGGACGCACCAGCCUCUGACGUUUUUACUGAUCACUUUAAAAAAAAAAAGAGAGAGAAAGAGAAAAAAAAAACAAUAAAACAA